Mus pahari (shrew mouse) is the source of this 961-nucleotide messenger RNA. RefSeq names its product olfactory receptor 1013-like. Bases 26 to 961 code for a protein of 311 amino acids. Gene Ontology annotation, molecular function: G protein-coupled receptor activity; odorant binding; olfactory receptor activity. The record is from RefSeq and is a predicted model, not a curated record. The transcript has a single exon. Gene Ontology annotation, biological process: G protein-coupled receptor signaling pathway; sensory perception of smell. Gene Ontology annotation, cellular component: membrane. NCBI's taxonomy places the organism in Eukaryota, Metazoa, Chordata, Mammalia, Rodentia, Muridae.
GAAAGCACCAUAAAUACCCCAAAUAAUGGAUGAGGAAAAUGUUACUGAAGUGACAGAGUUUAUUCUUUUAGGAUUCACAGGAGACGUGGUGUUGCAGCAAGUACUCUUUUUCAUCUUCCUUACCAUUUACAUCAUCAGUCUGCUAGGGAAUAUUACUCUGAUUUCUCUCAUCUGUGCUGAUUCACGACUCCAUACACCCAUGUAUUUCUUCAUUGGAAACCUGUCAUUCCUGGAUCUCUGGUAUUCUUCUGUCUAUGCCCCCAAAAUCCUGAUAACAUGCAUCACUGAAGACAAAAGCAUCUCCUUUGGUGGUUGCCUGGCUCAGUUCUUCUUCUCUGCUGGGCUGGCCUACAGUGAAUGCUACCUACUGGCUGCCAUGGCUUAUGAUCGUUAUGUGGCCAUCUCCAACCCCUUGCUUUACUCCCAGGCUAUGUCCCCAAGGUUAUGUGCCAGUCUUGUUGCAGCAUCCUACCUUGGUGGCUUUGCAAACUCCACCAUUAUCACCAGUGAGACAUUUACCCUGAGCUUCUGUCGAGACAAUAUCAUUGAUGACUUCUUCUGUGAUCUGCCUCCUCUUGUGAAGUUGGCGUGUGAUGUGAAAGAGAGCUACCAGGCUGUGCUCUAUUUCAUAUUGGCUUCUAAUGUCAUCACUCCCACUGUGCUUAUUUUGGCCUCCUACCUCUUCAUCAUUGUAGCCAUCCUGAAGAUCCGCUCCACCCAGGGCCGCCUCAAGGCCUUCUCCACAUGUGGUUCCCACCUGACAGCUGUCACUUUGUACUAUGGUUCAAUCCUCUUUAUUUACUCCCGACCAAGCACAAGUUAUGCCCUGGAGAGGGACAAAGUGGUAUCAGUGUUCUAUACUGUAGUGAUUCCAAUGCUUAACCCUCUGAUCUACAGUUUACGAAAUAAAGAUGUCAAGGAUGCAUUGAGGAAAAUGUUAGACACAGUCAAGUUGUCAUGA